UUUCAUGGCCCAGUAAUCAAAAGGAAAACAUUACUUGAGCUUCCUGUAAAUAGUGUAGUGUAGUGUGCUGUGUAAUGUUAAUUAAUAAAUUACUACCGAAAUGACAUCUUACUAAAAAUGUGAGCGCCAAAGAGUCUAUCAAAUGUAAUCAUAUUACAGUUUUAUUUACACUUGCGACCUUUUACGUUUUGUUGGUUAUUUAUAAAUUCGUAUGUACUCAGUGUGAAGAACUAUAGUGAUAUAGGCCUGUAGGCAGAAACGGUGUAUUACUUGCAAGCACGAGUAUUGGUUUAGCUGCUGAACUGCCUGCUACCAGAAGACAGCAGUAUUCCUCCAGCCAACUCGUGUGAACUAUUCGUCCAGCUCUUGGUAUUUGUCUCCUAAAGUUAUGAACAAUGGCCGAAGAUCGUGAUUUGAUCGAAAAAUAUGGCCAGCCAAUGCCAUAUGAUCGUAAUUUUCGCGGCCCGGAGUGGCGUAAUCGAAGUUGCACAGAUGUGCCCUGCCUACUGAUCUUCAUACUUUUCUUAGGCGGAUGGGGCUUUAUAGCACAAUAUGCGGUACGAAAUGGUGAUCUCAAUAAACUAGUUGUGCCGACUGAUUCAUUCAACCGCAAAUGCGGUAUCGACUCGUCGGUGCUGGAUAAGAAGUAUUUAUUUUUCUUCGAUUUGGGCAAAUGCAUUGAUCCGGUUGUACCGCUCACAGGCUGUCCCACGCCGCAAGUCUGUGUCGAAAGCUGCCCCACACAGACUUUUAUUUGGGAUACAAUGAAAAAUAGUCUUUCAUUUGCAGAGUUAAAGGAGCGUAUGAUUUGCUUGACAGACGCAGAUAAAAACAAUCUGAAAAGCGUAAAUGACAUUCAACGCGCCAUUGACGAGCAACGAUGUGCCCGUUGGUACGUGAGGAGCGCACAAUUUCUGAAUCGUUGUAUGUGGGAGUUUUCACCAAAACUGUGUGAGUUUAUACCAUUGUCACUAUUGCCACGUAACAGACGCGCCUCAGAUGGACCACAAAACGCUAGCACACUUAUUGCUGACACAGUCGAUCUUCCCGCUGGGUUAAUCGGUGAUAAUGCAAAUUUGGCUGAAAUGAAGUUGGAAGCAUUGGCCUUAACUGCAAUGACUGAAACACCGAUUAGAAGGCAGCAGCAGCUCGUCGAAGAACCUGCGAUACAAUGUCGCCGACGAACCGAACAGGCCGAGACCAUCAAACAGAAGGUGCGUCAAGCGGACACGCGACUGGCGAAGUUGGUAGGCAACAUGGUUGCGCACUUCUAUAAUGGCACACACGAUGCGCAGCAGCUUGGGGAAGAGAUCGUAGAAGACAUUAUGAACUCGUGGUACGUGGUGUUAAUGGCGUUAAUGUGCACCCUGGUUGCUUCGUUAAUUUUGAUCGCUUUGAUGCGUUGGUUCGCUGCACCGAUCUUAUGGAUAUCAAUAUUUGGCGUGCUGAUCGGUCUAGGCUUUGGUGUCUAUUACAGCGUGAAACAGUAUCGUUUUUGGCGUGACACUGCAACGGUGCCCAAUCAUUCGCUUAAUUUGGAGGCGGCUGUGAAGAAUAUAUUACAGGAGGCUAACACUUGGCUGUAUCUAAGCAUAUUUCUUAGCAUUAGUUUCGUCGUCAUUCUAUUGUUGGUAAUUGUGCUGCGUAGCCGCAUCAGUAUCGCCAUUGCGCUUACGAAGGAAGGCAGCAAAGCGGUCUCGAGUAUCAUCUCCACUGUCUUCUUUCCUAUAUUCUCUUGGGUGCUUUUCAUUUUGGCCGUCGCAUAUGCUAUUGGAGUUGGUCUGUAUCUGGGUUCUAUAGGUGAGCCUGCCUUCCGCAUGAUACGCCAACUGGACUCCAAUAGCCAAACUGGUGUUUCCAACGAGAACUGCGUUUGUACAGGCCCGGCUGUGGAAUACAAAGUAGGCGGACGUUGUGAUCCACAAAUUUUUGAGCAGAAUUGCUAUAAUACCGAUUUUUUCGCACGCAGUCCUUGCAGGCGCACUACAUGUAGUUUCGCAGAAAUUGAGCAUCCACCAUUUGUUACUUGGUCUAUCGUCUAUAAUGUCUUCGGUUUCUUCUGGCUGACAUUCUUCAUUGCGGCCUUUAGUGACAUGGUUUUGGCGCUUACAUUCGCUACCUGGUAUUGGACCUUCAAGAAACGAGAUGUGCCAUUUUUCACAUUAGGACGCGCAUUCCGCCAGACCAUCUUCUAUCAUCUAGGCACACUGGCGUUCGGUGCAUUAAUCCUUGCUGUAUGUCGCAUGAUACGCGUGGCGUUGGAAUAUCUCGAUUCGAAGCUAAAGAAAUACGAUAAUACGGUAACUCGCGCCAUACUCUGCUGCAUGAAAUGCUUUUUCUGGCUACUCGAGACCUUCCUACGCUUCCUCAAUCGCAACGCGUACAUCAUGUGUGCUAUACACGGCAAGAAUUUUUGUGUCAGCGCCAGGGACGCUUUCAAUUUAAUAAUGCGCAACUUCUUGCGUGUCAUCGCCGUUGACAAGGUCACCGAUUUUCUCUUUUUCCUAUCUAAAGUAUUGCUAACCGGUGCUGCUGGCGUCGGCACCUACUACUUUGUGGUGCAUAGCCCACAUCUAAUACAGCUGCACUACAACGCGGUGCCAGUGACACUUGUCGUCAUUGCGGCCUUUCUCAUGACUACGGUCUUCUUUGGCGUAUACUCAAUGGCGGUGGAUACAUUAUUUUUGUGCUUUCUGGAGGACUGUGAGCGCAAUGAUGGCUCGCCUGAGAAGCCCUUCUACAUGUCCAAACAGCUCAUGCGCAUACUGGGCAAGCGCAACAAGUUUCCACGGCAACGUAGCAACAUCUAAGAAGACACCGAUGUGGUUUUAAAAAGUUGAAGGACAAGAGAGGUUGAGCAUGAGGAGUUAUCGUUAUGGUUGUUUAAAUGAGAGCGUUAAAUG
Messenger RNA from Anastrepha obliqua, 2903 nucleotides. RefSeq names its product choline transporter-like 2 (gene Ctl2). Gene Ontology annotation, biological process: transmembrane transport. Bases 396 to 2810 code for a protein of 804 amino acids. Gene Ontology annotation, cellular component: membrane. Gene Ontology annotation, molecular function: transmembrane transporter activity. The record is from RefSeq and is a predicted model, not a curated record. Lineage: Eukaryota; Metazoa; Arthropoda; Insecta; Diptera; Tephritidae. The transcript is spliced from 2 exons.